UUUUACUAGGUUCAUCUUAUGAUGCUGCAACUACAUCCUCUCAAUCAUCAACUAGAAAAGUUGUGCGAUUCUCUUCAUAUAGGCUACUUGAUAAUUAUAUUAUUAGGCUACUAUCAUACCAGAAUAAUGAAAAGUUUAAAAUUCUUUUAUUAAGAUUAACAGUUUCUUGUGAGAUUCUGGAUCGUCAAACUCUUGGUAGACAAAUUUUAGAGAAAGCAACAAAUGUUAAGAAUGAACAAUUAUUAGGAGUAAUGAUAAUUACUUCAGAAGGAAGACCCUAUAUAUGGAAGGCAGUAGACAUUAGUUCAGAAGGAAAAUCUUAUGUUUUAGUAAUGGAAAAAAUCAAUAUAAUGAUUGAUGAGUUAAAAAGCAUGAAUAUAAAAGUCUUAGCAGUCGUAACUGAUAACUCUGUUGAAUUAUUUCUGCCUAGUUUUUUAAAAGAUGAUAUUAAUUAUCAAACAAGCAUUAAUAGUGAACAUAUUGGAGAGCUCGAUGAAAUUGAUUCAGAAUCUGAAGAAUUUGUGAAUUUUACCUCGAAUAAAAAUGAUGAGUUUCAGGAUUCAAAUUCUUUAGAAGAGUUUGGCCAAUUUUUAGAUGAUAAUGAGGUGCUUUCUUCGUUAAUUAAGGAUAUUGUUCAUCUAUCAUUAGAUCCUAAUUCAAAAUAG
Scutellospora calospora is the source of this 665-nucleotide messenger RNA. The record is from the annotation of a GenBank genome assembly. Lineage: Eukaryota; Fungi; Glomeromycota; Glomeromycetes; Diversisporales; Gigasporaceae.